Zea mays is the source of this 285-nucleotide messenger RNA. RefSeq names its product phytoene synthase 3, chloroplastic-like. NCBI's taxonomy places the organism in Eukaryota, Viridiplantae, Streptophyta, Magnoliopsida, Poales, Poaceae. The record is from RefSeq and is a predicted model, not a curated record. The coding region runs from base 16 to 270 and encodes 84 amino acids. The transcript is spliced from 2 exons.
CACCACGCCCCACUCAUGGCUGCCCCUCGAGAGGAAGGCGCCACCGAGCUCAACCAGGAGAGCCGAUGGCCGGUGUGGUCUUCUCUGCUCCUGUACCGGCAGAUCCUCGACGAGAUCGAGGCCAACGACUACGACAACUUCACCCGGAGGGCCUACAUUCCUAAGACGAAGAAGCUGAUGGCGCUGCCCAAGGCGUACCUGAGAUCACUGGUGGUGCCCUCCUCGUCUCCUCAGGCUGAGAGCCGGAGACACUAUUCCACCCUAACAUAGACCGGUCUCUCUCUC